AUGAAUCCCUUCAAACUCCCGGCAGACAACAUCUUCCUCCUGAGAAACAAGGAAAAUGAACAAAGGAAGCUGGAGCGCCAGCGACAGAAGACGCUGAAGGUCCAUGAGAAGUCCACCUAUGCUGGGAGGAUACAGGCCAAGCAGGCUAACCUGAGGCAGGAGCUGAGGCAGGGGCAGAAUGAGGUGUACUCCACCUCCUGCAGCAAGGCUGUGUCCACCCUCAGGGAUGAUCCGGCAUGGAGGAAAGCUGCCAUCCUGAACUCCAAUGACAGGGAGAAUAUUAGUGAGUACAUCACUAAGAAGAGAGAGAUGUUUCUUAUUGAGUACUCCCUGGCUGUGAAGAGGGAGGUGAUUCACAAGCUGGCUGAGGUGGCCACCAAGGAAGAGAACAGGCUGCAGCAGGCGGAGACAUUUCUGGACGAGGACACGGCCAUGUUUGACGAGUUCCUCGAGGAGAAUGACAAGAACUCAGUGGAGGCAAUCAAAAUUGCUGAACAGGAGACCAAAGCCAAACUGGAGAAGGUUGCAGAGAUCAAGAGGAUCUCGGGCAAAAUGGUGGCAGUAAAAAGUGACAUCUCCAAGAACGAGGAGAUCCUGAAGGAGUACACCCUGUACGAUGGCUUCCUGCUGAAGCUGUCCCCUACAGAGUGGCAGGAGAGACAGCAGGCUCGCAGGGCCAUGGUGGACAAGAUCAAAGCUGCCAUCAAGGAGAGGGAGGCUCAGCUAGCCGAGCCAGCCAAACCCGGCAGACGUAAAGAGAGUAUGGCCAGGGACCUGCCUCCUGUAUGUGACCCCAGGACUCCCCAGAGACAGAGUAUGAUGGGAACCAGAGAGAGCAUCAAGCCGAAGAAGGUUACAGUACCGGUGGAUGAGAGCAAACUGCCUGAAUAUGAGGAGCCGGAGCUGUUCUUCACUGACCCUCAGCAGCUGUUGGACCUGCUGACAGACCUGGAGAAGCAGAACCUGACUCUGAUCCAGAACUCCAGAGAGACAGAGGAGACCAUGGAGGAGUUCAAACACACUUUGGACAACACUCGUAACAAGAUGGACCAGGAGACAGAGCAGCUGACCCAGCAGAUUGACAUAAUUACCCAUGCUAUCCAGAGAGAGAAGGACACUGCUGCUGAGCUGGAGCUCAAAUCACGACUCUUCUCCUUUGGGAAAUACAAGGCAGAGGACCAGGAUGUGAUGCUGGAGGCCCUGGGCAGGAAGGUGGCCGAGGUGUACAGGAGCUAUGCGGGGGAGAGUGGGGCCAACCUGACCACGCUACAGAUGCUGACCAACAUCGAGGGCCGCCUGGGGGAAUUGCUGGAGAACGUGGAGCUGGUUCCCAAGGACCGUGUGCUCAUGGCCGAGAGGGCCAAGGAGAAGGAGAGGAGACUCAGGCUAAGGGAGGAGAAGGUUCGUGUGCAGAAGAUGCAGCAAGAGGAGCGCCUGCGUAAAGCCCUGGAGAGAGCUCAGGCUAACACCAAGAGACCUAAGGGGAAGAAGCUGAUGCCUCGCUCACUACCUCCGGUGACUGAGCAGUUAGUGAACAAUGAUGACAGAGACACUGACAUGGAGAAGGAGAAGCAGCUCUACUUCUUCACCUGAACCCCUCCAGCCUAGACCAUGGUCCCUGAUGGAUCUUCAGUAGUUGAUGUGUUCUGUAUGUUAAUGUUAAAUCCAAAUUCAAUUGUCGGUAUGUGCAGAUUAUACUUUGGAGAGUUGACACUUUGCCAGUACAUUUUCACUGCCACAUGAUGGCAUCAAGAUCCUGAGAUCAGGAGUAUGUGUAGAGGCUAAAGAAGAAGACAUCAUGAACGGUCCUGUAGACUGAAAGUACAGACCUCCAGAAAUACUGAACACAAAUACUACCACACACUUUGGAACUCUGUUUUAAAGUGCUUUAAUGUCACCUGAUGCGU
This is a messenger RNA of Oncorhynchus tshawytscha (Chinook salmon), 1907 nucleotides long. Its product is annotated as cilia- and flagella-associated protein 100-like. The transcript is spliced from 13 exons. The record is from RefSeq and is a predicted model, not a curated record. Bases 1 to 1593 code for a protein of 530 amino acids. Lineage: Eukaryota; Metazoa; Chordata; Actinopteri; Salmoniformes; Salmonidae.